Vicia villosa (hairy vetch) is the source of this 1470-nucleotide messenger RNA. RefSeq lists its product as uncharacterized. Lineage: Eukaryota; Viridiplantae; Streptophyta; Magnoliopsida; Fabales; Fabaceae. Gene Ontology annotation, molecular function: RNA binding. The transcript has a single exon. The coding region runs from base 1 to 1470 and encodes 489 amino acids. The record is from RefSeq and is a predicted model, not a curated record.
AUGCAACGAAAUUUUAAAGACAACGGCAAUGGGUGGAAAAUGGUUAACAGAAACAAGGGAAAAAGUACUGUUACAUCAAGAUGGGAUAUUUGGAAGAGCGAUUCGGGAGAGGGCAACGGCUCAGUUAUCUCUUUCUUUAUAACUGAUUUUGAUGAUUGUUGGAGAGCUAAAGACUUAUAUUAUGAACUCAAAGACUUUGGCAGUAUUGAAGAGAUCGUUAUUCCUCCAAAAAAAGAUUGGAGAGGAACAAGAUAUGGUUUCGUGAGGUUUUUCAAUGUUGAAGAUGCGAGGAUACUGGAAACCAAAUUGGAUAAUGUGUGGUUGGGAGAAAAGAAGAUCAGUGCCAACAUAACCAAAUAUAACAGGAAGGAGGUCAGUCGCAAAAAUGAUUCAGGGAGGGGCAAGUAUGGUGGUACCCGUGGGAAACUCAACACUACUCGCAGCAAUCCGAAGGUUUCGCUCCCCUCGAACUCUGGACCUUCGAAGAGCUUCACUGAUGUGCUGAAGGGACAAGUAUCUGAAGUGAAGAGGGUGGAUAAGGAGGACAAUAAGGCCUUCUUCUAUCAAACAAGUCUUGAAGAAAAGAAUAUGUUUUGUAAGGCAAAAAUGGGGGUAGCGGCAGCACCGGGGCUCGCUUUUGGAGUCAAGCAGGGUUUGAUUGAAGAGGGUAUUUUCACGGUGAAAGCUACGCCGUUAGGGCCAAAUCUGUGUCUCCUAGAAGAGGUGGUUGCCGAAGAUCUCGAUAUGUUCUUAGCUGAGGGAGGGGAAUGGAUCAAGAGGUGGUUCAAAGAGGUGAGGGAAUGGAAACCUUCUGACGUUGAAUGUGCUAGAGCGGUGUGGAUAUCGGCAUAUGGCAUUCCUUGCCACGUGAGGAAUAAGCGGUUCAUUGACACAUUAUUCUCCGAUAUUGGAACAGUGGCGAACUAUGAAUGGAUUCAGCAUGCUUCAAGCAGACUAGAUGUGGUAAAAAUCAUGGUGUUCUCUAAAGAGGCCGAAAUAAUCAGAAACAAAGUCUCAGUUUGUUUAGAUGGUAUGUGGACGAAUAUUCUUCUAAUAGAAGAAGCUCAGUGGUCAACGGGUGAAGAGGAGUGUGCAAGUGGCUUUGAUUCAAGUUCAUCCGACGGUUCAGUCAAGGGGAGCUCUUCGGCGCUGGGAAGUGGGAGGGAAGAAGAAGAAGAGUUGAUAGCUGCUUUUUCUGAAUCAGAGUACUUGGGGAAUGAUGAAAGGGAUGGGUCAACUCAAAGGAGACAGCAAGAGGGUUUUGCAGACAAGAUAGAGAAAUUGAGGAUGGAGAAAAUGGGGAGUAGUGAGGGCAUUAAAUGUUCUUACAUGAAAGAGGAUAAAGGUCAAGCUAGGGAAGAGAAAGGCUGUACAGAAGAUAGCAUUUCAUCCACAUCUUUUAGCAAAGUCUUGUGCAGCCUAGAAGCGGUUUCCUCUCCCAAAAAAAAGAGGAUGACGUGGCAAGUGUAG